GAGAGAGAGAGAGAGAGAGAGAGAGGCAGAGGGAGCAGGAGCAGUGAACUGUGAGGAGAAGUGUUAGAAACUAGACGACUGGCUGACAGACUGGCUGACAGACUGACUGAGAGACUCCUGUUGUUGGACUCCCGGUUGCUCGCGUCGCUGCUGCAGCCUCUGCCCCGCGUUUUAUGAGAAAGGACAGCAGCUCGAGUCGCUCCACAGAGAUGGCAGUGUGGAUCCAGGCCCAGCAGCUCCAGGGAGAUGCUCUGCACCAGAUGCAGUCUCUGUACGGUCAACACUUCCCCAUUGAAGUGCGACAUUAUCUGUCCCAGUGGAUAGAGGGCCAGCUCUGGGAUGCCAUAGACCUGGAAAACCCACAGGAGGAGUUCAAGGCCAAACGCCUGCUGGACAGUCUGAUCCAGGAGCUUCAGAACAAGGCUGAGCACCAGGUCGGAGAGGAUGGCUUCUUACUCAAAAUCAAACUGGGACACUACGCCAGCCAACUCAAGAGCACGUAUGACCGCUGUCCUCUGGAGUUGGUCCGAUGCAUCAAACACAUCCUCUACACAGAGCAGAGGCUCGUCAGAGAGGCCACCAAUUCGAGCUCUCCGGUCGGUGGGAUGAUGGACAGCAUGUCUCAGAAAUACCAACAGAUCAACCAAGCUUUUGAGGAGCUUCGUCUGCUGACCCAGGACACAGAGAAUGAUCUACGCAAGCUCCAGCACAACCAGGAGUACUUCAUCAUCCAGUACCAGGAGAGCCUCCGCAUCCAGGCUCAGCUGACCAGCCUGGCCACGCUUCCCCCUGCUGACAGACAGCUACGGGAGCCAGCCCUUCUCAGCAAGAGAGCCACUGUGGAGUCAUGGCUGACCAGAGAGGCCAACACACUACAGAAAUACAGAUUGGAUCUGGCGGAGAAGCACCAGAAAACACUGCAGCUGUUGAGGAAGCAGCAGACCAUCAUUCUUGAUGAUGAGCUGAUCCAGUGGAAGAGACGGCAACAGCUGGCAGGCAACGGGGGCCCACCAGAGGGAGGCCUGGACAUCCUGCAGUCCUGGUGUGAGAAGCUUGCGGAAACUAUUUGGCAAAACAGGCAACAGAUUCGAAGAGCAGAGCAUCUCAGACAACAGCUGCCUAUCCCCGGACCCAUUGAAGAGCUCCUCAAUGAACUCAACAGCACCAUCACCGAUAUCAUCUCAGCAUUGGUCACCAGCACCUUCAUCAUUGAAAAACAGCCUCCACAGGUGCUAAAAACCCAAACCAAGUUUGCUGCUACUGUGCGCCUUCUAGUCGGUGGGAAAUUGAAUGUCCACAUGAACCCUCCACAAGUCAAAGCCACCAUCAUUAGUGAACAGCAAGCCAAGGCCCUGCUGAAGAAUGAGAACACCAGGAAUGAUAGCAGUGGCGAAAUUCUCAACAAUAACUGUGUGAUGGAGUACCAUCAAACUACAGGCACUCUCAGCGCCCACUUCAGGAACAUGUCCCUGAAGAGGAUCAAGCGAUCGGACAGGCGAGGAGCAGAAUCUGUCACAGAAGAGAAAUUCACCAUUCUGUUUGAGUCGCAGUUCAGUGUUGGAGGCAAUGAGCUUGUCUUUCAAGUGAAGACAUUAUCGCUUCCUGUAGUGGUGAUUGUUCAUGGUAGCCAAGACAAUAAUGCCACAGCAACCGUUUUGUGGGACAAUGCUUUUGCAGAGCCGGGACGGGUGCCUUUCCUCGUGCCAGAUAAGGUGCUUUGGCCUCAGCUAUGUGAUGCCAUCAACAUGAAGUACAAGGCUGAGGUGCAGAGUAACCGAGGCCUGUCUGAGGAGAACCUGGUCUUCCUGGCUCAAAAGGCUUUCAGCAGCUCCAGCAACAACCCUGAUGACUACCGUAACAUGACCAUGACUUGGUCACAGUUUAACAGGGAAAGCUUGCCAGGGAGGAACUUCACAUUUUGGCAGUGGUUUGAUGGUGUGAUGGAACUCACAAAAAAGCAUCUCAAACCACACUGGAAUGAUGGAGCCAUAUUGGGCUUUGUAAACAAACAGCAGGCUCAGGACAUGCUAAUGUCCAAACCAAACGGCACUUUCCUUCUGCGCUUUAGUGACUCCGAGAUCGGAGGAAUCACAAUUGCCUGGGUGGCAGAAAAUCCAAACAAAGCAGGUGAAAGAAUGGUUUGGAACCUCAUGCCCUACACAACCAAAGACUUCUCCAUUCGCUCUCUGGCUGACCGCAUCAGCGAUCUCAAUCACCUCCUGUUCCUCUACCCCGACAGACCCAAGGACGAGGUUUUCUCCAAAUAUUACACCCCCCCACUCUCCAAAGCAGUGGAUGGCUACGUGAAACCACAGAUCAAACAAGUGGUGCCAGAGUUUGCUACAGCCAAUCCAGAUCCAGCAAGUGGUAACCCAACAUAUAUGGAUCACGGCGCCUCCCCAGCACCUGUCAAUCACCCUCACCCCUACGGCAUAUACCCACCUAUGAGUGAUUCUAUGUUGGACGCGGAGGGAGACUUCGACCUGGACGACACCAUGGAUGUGGCGAGGCACGUUGAGGAGCUUCUGCGGCGGCCUGUAGAGAGUCAGUGGGGCGGCCAACAGUCCUGACCCUUGACCCUUUAACCCGUGACAACACCAAACAAACCCUGCCUCCCUACAAGCCCCACUCGCAUUGACAUUUUUCAUGGUUUAAUUCCAUUCAUUUCUCUUUUUUUUUCAGAUAGCUAUAAUGUGAAAUGUUAAUAAUGGUUGUGAUUUUUUUUUUUUCUUUUCAGCAUGAGAGCAUGCAUGUCAGUGACUUCUCUUAGUUUUAUUUGUGUCCAUAAAUGUUUGUAAAACAGACUAGGUAUAAUGCAAAAUCCACAAUGUUACAGUAUUGUGAAAAAGAAAAGAAGGUAAUGUUCAUUCACAUUGUGCAUGUAUUUGGUAUUGAUUUUUCAACAGAUUUCAAAAAUAUGCUACUGUAUGAAGUCAUUUUAACAGCUGAAUGUUUUUAUUUUGUCAUAUUUCCUUCUUUGUAAAUGGGUUAUCAUUAUUUUGAUAGUGACAUUGAACUUUGACAAAAAAAAAAAGAAACUUUAAUGAAGAGUUUUGCUUUUGCUCUUGACAACAUUAUCUGAGUCAUUGUUCUACAGAGUUACGGUCUGUUUUUUGAUUCGAUAUACACUAACCUAAAGGCAGAGUGACUCUCUUUGCUCUCUGCAACUGACAGCACACACAUGAGCACAUGGUACACAUGUGCGCGUGUACAAUGUACUUGUUCUGAUUUGUUCACCAGCUGAAACCCAGGAGGAGAGUUUAUGCACCUCCCACAGGGCUAUUUGUCUUCUGUUUGUACACAGAAAUGCAAGUCUAAGCAUUUACCCAGCACUGCCUGCUUGUCCUCUCAGGUCCCUCUGUUCCCCUCAUCAAUGCUACCUCGCAUUAUUCUACUGACAGUCUUUGUUGUUAUUGGUUCUGUUGUUGUUUCUGCACCACAUUCACACCAGUAGGUACGCUCAUUGGGUGUUGUUCUUCUAAGUUGUGUUGAUAUGUGCAAAGAAGAUCCCUUGCUGCCCGGCGGCUAACUCUGUUGGCUGUUUUAUGCUUGAAACCACUCACCUGAUGAAGCCUAGAGGAAGUAUGUAACCAACGGAACCUACACCUUUUCCUGAAAAUUCCUAAUUUAAUCAAUCCCACUGGUUACAAGGUAUGCCUGAAUAUUCCAUUCUGACUUUUCCGCCUAUCCGUCCUCUUGUUGCUGUAGCUGCGUCAUGACAUGUUGGCAAAACUGGAUGUGACAACAUGACCACACCAGCAGCUGAAGGUGCAAGGUGUAGAAUUAAAUGCUUGCAGAGACACCAGCCACUGAGCUGUAUAUAAAACUCAAGGAUGUUUGAUGGUUUUUGUUCCCAGUCAAGUUUUCAUUGUGCAUCCCAUAAAACAUAACAAAUAUAUUAGCCUAUUACCCUACUCCUUCUACACACACCCAUAACGCUGAAUAGUAAAUGUGUUUGCCGACAAAAGCCUUGCACCUCAGGAAUGAAUUUCUUUGCUUAGCUGAUGUAUAAGCCAAAUUGAAAAUGAUCUGUGUAUACAGAAUAUAUGAAUUUAUUUUCUCUAUCAUAAUUCUAUUUUAUUAUUGUUUCUCUGGCACUCCCCUAUCGAAUGUAACCCCUUUGCAUGACCCUGUUGAGGAUUUACAUACAAAUGCCUACUCAGUCUCAAGUUUCAAGUCUCGUAUCAUCAGAGAUCACAGGUGGAAAAAGGACACACAGAGCAACUGGAAAUCAGAUUUAUGAUGUAUUUUUGUUUUUGUCCGACAGACAUUGCUGUAUUAAACAUAUUCCCUCGGCUAUCUCUUCAUUUCUUAUUCAAACAUUUUUUGUAUCUCGCUUUCUAUCCCGUUUUUGAAAUCUCAAGCCACAUGGGCGGUCUUGUGAUAUUAUCCUUCAUUACCAUUAUUCUCAUCAUUUUUAAGGUUCGUUCCACUGUAGACUGUGCAUUUUAUGAUGAUGUAGAUGGCGCUGUGUGCUGUUCGAUGUAUGUACCAUGUUUGUGGUUUGGGUUUAUCACUUGGGAGGUUUACCAAGAGAAACAGCUGUUGAGUUGAAAAAGAAGAAAAUAAAGUUUUAUAAAUAAUUUUAACUCAACCUGUAGAAGUACUGAAGAUUUUAAUGUCACUACAAAAUAAAUGCGCUUUUUUUUAA
Larimichthys crocea (large yellow croaker) is the source of this 4651-nucleotide messenger RNA. It is a transcript of the gene stat5a, whose product is annotated as signal transducer and activator of transcription 5a. The record is from RefSeq and is a predicted model, not a curated record. Gene Ontology annotation, molecular function: DNA-binding transcription factor activity; DNA binding. NCBI's taxonomy places the organism in Eukaryota, Metazoa, Chordata, Actinopteri, Sciaenidae. Gene Ontology annotation, biological process: regulation of DNA-templated transcription; signal transduction. The transcript is spliced from 19 exons. The coding region runs from base 174 to 2570 and encodes 798 amino acids.